ACGUACACCAGCCUGAAGAAAUUAAAAUCAAGCCCCCUUAAAAGAGACUUUUCCGUCCCUUUUUUCACCCGGUUAUUUUUUGCAACGAUCUGAAUAACAGAAUUUUCAACUUUACGUUAAGGGAGCUUUACACAUUUUUCGUAUCCCCGGUAGUGAUACCUUUGCCCGUAUCUCAAUUGACAAUCGCAUUCUCGAGUUAUUCGAACGUUGAAUAAACAGCGUGAAAAGUGCGGCAUGUUUAAACUCCUUUUUGCCGAGUGCCUUUUGUUUUUUGGCCGGAAUAGUGCAAUCGUGAAAGAUUUUUUUCGAACAUGAAUCUGGACGGGAAUCGUUGAACUCUAAAAUUUCGUGCAAUUUCAAGCCAUCGUAACGCGAGGGAACGACUCGACGAUUCUAUGUUGGACUCGUCGUAACGCAUGUUUAUAACUCGUAAAUAAAAAAAUGGACCAGGGAAAAGUUUUUACAUGAUUUCUAUGAGAGAAUCUUUUUGGAUAAAAGUCACGAGGAAUCAGGAGAUGUUUUUUGACAAUUUUUUAUCUACCGUUUGUAUCUAAAGUUUUUGGACAUGUGCACAACGUAGUCGAAUGAAAACUGAUAGUUUGAACCGUCGCACCAAAGAAUACAUUCUACAAGAAGAAAAAUCGGAAUCGCUCGCAGGAAUAAACUGAAUGAAAAAAAUGAGAAAAUUCUAAGAAAACGAGCUCUGCACAAGAUUAACUCGGCGAGAUGAAAGGAUUUCGUCAAAGAAGUUUCGAGGGUAUAAAGUUUGAUAUAACAUGAGUGGCAACAAUAAAAAGCCCACGGGCGUCAAAGACGACAAAAAAACUUCGUCGAGUAAAGAGGAAAGUCCUGCGGGGGGAAAAGACGAUGGAGGAUCAGGGUCAACGGGAGGGAGCAAUGGAGCUGCGAGUGUCGAACCUUCACAACCCGGAAGUAAGCCAGGAUCGGCAGGAGCAACCGCCAGAGAAGGGGCCCAAAGGCUCCUCGGUCUGGCGAGUCGUGGCGAAUGGGCCCCUUGCGAUGCGCUGCUCAAAACUUUGGAAAAAAGUGUGCAAAGCGCGGGCGAAGAUGGGUUCACGACGCCUCUGGCUGGUGUCAUGGAUCCGACCACCGGAAUGUCGCCCUUGAUGUACGCUGUCAAAGAUAACAGAACAGCGUUUCUGGAUCGCAUGAUUGAUCUUGGGGCCGAUGUAGGAGCUCGAAACAACGACAAUUACAAUGCUCUCCACAUAUCAGCGAUGUACUCGAGGGAAGACGUCGUCAAAUUGCUGCUCGCGAAAAAAGGAGUCGAUCCGUACGCCACUGGUGGACCAAGACAACAAACUGCCGUUCAUCUCGUGGCGUCGAGACAAACGGGUACGGCGACUUCGAUACUGCGAGCAUUGUUGGCUGCCGCCGGACGGGACAUCCGCCUCAAAGUUGACGGCAAGGGAAAAAUCCCUCUACUGUUGGCCGUGGAGGCGGGUAACCAGUCAAUGUGUCGCGAACUUUUGUCUCAACAAGCAACAGACCAACUUCGUGCGACCACACCAGCAGGAGACACUGCUCUACAUCUUGCCGCAAGGAGACGAGACGUCGACAUGGUUCGAAUCCUCGUCGAUUACGGUGCCUCCGUGGACAUGCAAAACGGCGAAGGACAAACACCGCUGCAUAUAGCGAGUGCGGAAGGUGACGAGGGUCUAGUGAAAUAUUUUUACGGUGUAAGAGCUUCAGCUUCAAUCGCCGAUCAUCAGGAUCGAACGCCGAUGCACUUGGCCGCCGAAAACGGGCACGCUUCGGUGAUCGAAUUAUUGGCGGAUAAAUUCAAAGCUAGUAUUUUCGAGAGAACGAAAGACGGGUCCACGCUCAUGCAUAUCGCAUCUCUCAACGGGCACUCGGAGUGUGCUACGAUGCUCUUCAAAAAGGGCGUUUAUCUCCACAUGCCAAAUAAAAGGGGCGCUAGAUCAAUCCACACAGCAGCCAGAUACGGUCACGUGGGAAUCAUCAGUACGCUCCUUCAGCGCGGAGAAAAGGUCGACGCAACGACGAAUGACAAUUACACGGCACUGCAUAUAGCCGUGGAAAGUGCUAAGCCCGCGGUGGUUGAGACACUUUUAGGAUACGGAGCCGAGGUUCACGUUAGGGGUGGUAAAAUGCGGGAGACGCCGCUUCACAUAGCCGCAAGAGUGCCCGAUGGGGACAGGUGUGCUCUGAUGUUAUUGAAAUCGGGGGCUGGUCCCAAUCUCACGACCGAUGAUGGACAGACACCGGUCCACGUUGCUGCGAGUCAUGGCAACUUGGCUACGCUCUUGUUGCUCCUCGAGGACGGCGGUGAUCCGAUGUACAAAUCGAAGAACGGCGAGACACCCCUUCACUUGGCAUGUCGAGGAUGCCGAGCAGCAGUAGUUCCGCACCUGAUACAGUUCGUGAAAGAAAAAAAAGGUACGGAAGUAGCGACGGCGUACGUGAACAGUGUGACGAACGAGGGUGCGAGUGCGCUUCAUUACGCGGCGCAAAUUGACCCCGCGGAAGUAACAGUGCCUGGUGACGAUCGUGCGGUAGUGCGAGCUUUGCUCGAAGGCGGUGCUGACGUUUCGUUGCAAACGAGGCAGGCGCAAGAAUCUGCGUUUCAUUACUGCGCGUUGGCCGGUAACAACGAGGUUUUAUCCGAAAUGAUAAGUCACAUGUCGGCGACCGAUGUGCAAAAAGCGUUGAAUAGACAAAGCGCUGUUGGCUGGACGCCGCUGCUGAUAGCAGCCCAUCGCGGACACAUGGAGCUCGUCACUAAUCUUUUAGCUAAUCAUGCUCGAGUCGACGUAUUCGAUUUGGAAGGUAGGUCGGCCCUUCACCUUGCCGCUGAACAUGGCUAUCUCCAGGUCUGCGACGCUCUGCUAGCCAGCAAGGCCUUCAUCAACUCCAAGUCCCGGGUUGGUCGUACCGCGCUUCACCUCGCCGCCAUGAACGGUUACACCCACCUCGUCAGGUUUCUCGUCCAAGAUCACAGCGCUGCCAUCGACGUUCUUACUCUGCGAAAACAAACGCCCCUCCACUUGGCGGCGGGCUCAGGACAGUUGGAAGUCUGUAAAUUGCUGCUCGAAUUGGGCGCGAGUAUCGACGCGACUGAUGAUCAAGGACAGAAACCCAUUCACGCCGCUGCCAUGAACAAUUAUUCGGAAGUGGCUCAACUCUUCUUGCAAAGGCAUCCGAGCCUCGUGAUGGCCUGCACCAAAGAUGGCAACACUUGCGCUCACAUCGCCGCGAUGCAAGGCAGCGUCAGAGUCAUCGAGGAACUUAUGAAAUUCGAUCGUCAAGGCGUCAUCACUGCGAGGAACAAACUCACCGAAGCUACUCCCCUUCAACUCGCCGCCGAAGGCGGCCACGCCGAAGUCGUCCGAGCCCUUGUCAGGGCUGGUGCCUCUUGCGCGGAUGAAAACAGGGCUGGCUUCACCGCUGUUCAUCUCGCAGCUCAACAUGGACACGGACAAGUUCUCGAAGUCAUGAGAUCCUCUCAAUCACUCAGAAUCUCUAGCAAAAAACUCGGCGUUACGGCUCUACACGUUGCAGCGUACUUUGGUCAAGCCGACACGGUACGAGAAUUACUGACCCACGUGCCCGGAACUGUAAAGUCUGAUCCACCGACCGGUGGUUCGUUGGUCGGUGAAUUGGGCACGGAAUCUGGAAUGACGCCUCUCCAUCUCGCUGCUUAUUCCGGCAACGAAAACGUCGUUCGAUUGUUGUUGAAUUCAGCCGGUGUUCAGGUCGAAGCAGCGACAACGGAAAACGGUUUCAACCCUCUGCAUCUCGCAUGUUUCGGCGGUCACAUAACCGUCGUCGGAUUGCUCUUAAGCAGAUCAGCCGAGCUGUUGCACAGUGCGGAUCGUUACGGAAAAACUGGGUUGCACAUUGCCGCGACCCAUGGCCACUACCAGAUGGUCGAGGUCCUACUGGGUCAGGGCGCGGAGAUAAACGCGAUCGACAAAAACGGUUGGACGCCACUGCAUUGCGCAGCACGCGCCGGUUAUCUCGAAGUCGUGAAGCUUCUCGUCGAGAGUGGCGCCUCGCCUAAAAGUGAAACGAAUCUUGGGAGUGCGCCCAUAUGGUUCGCAGCUUCGGAAGGCCACAAUGACGUUCUCAAAUACCUCAUGGAGAAGGAGCACGAUACGUAUGCACUCAUGGAAGACAGAAGAUUCGUUUACAACAUGAUGGUGUGCAGCAAAAGUCACAACAAUAAGCCGAUUGAAGAAUUCGUGCUGGUGUCACCGGCACCGGUCGAUACAGCGGCCAAACUGUCCAACAUUUAUAUGAAGCUUUCUGAGAAAGAGAAGGAAAGAGCGAAGGAUUUGAUAGCGGCGGGUAAGCAGUGCGAAGGGAUGGCAACGGAGUUGUUGGCAUUGGCUGCUGGAGCGGAUUCAGCUGGGAGAAUUUUGACCUCGAUGGAUCGGCGGAACGUCGAAUUCCUGGACGUCUUGAUAGAAAAUGAGCAGAAAGAAGUGAUCGCGCACACAGUCGUGCAACGUUAUCUUCAGGAACUUUGGCAGGGGAGCCUGAAUUGGAACGCCUUUCGUACGAUGUUGCUCUUCAUAGCAUUCAUCAUAAACCCUCUGGUUUGGAUCGCGUUUGCUCUGCCACUUGGUCACAAGUACAACAACGUGCCGAUCAUAAAGUUCAUGUCGUAUCUCACCUCGCACAUCUAUCUUAUGGUGUUUCUACUGCUGGUCGGUAUAACGCCGAUUUAUCCAGCGUUUCGUUACAACCUCAAUCCGUAUUGGUACGAGUGGUGUUUGCUGGUGAUGCUGUCAGGGCUGCUGCUCUUCGAGCUCACAAACCCGAGUGACAAGAGCGGCCUCGGCUGGAUAAAACUGGCAGUUUUACUCUUCGGCAUCUUCGGUGUUGCCUUCCAUCUCAUCUGCUACGUCUGGAUCAAUCGGGAAUAUUGGCCGACGCUUAUCUACCUCAGGAACCAACUGUUCGCCCUCAGCUUCCUUCUCGCCUGCGUUCAAAUACUCGACUUCUUAUCUUUCCACCAUCUCUUCGGACCGUGGGCCAUCAUCAUCGGCAAUCUCAUGAAAGAUCUUGCUCGAUUUCUCGCCGUGUUGGCCAUCUUCGUCUUUGGAUUCUCCAUGCACUUCGUCGCUCUCAAUCAAGCCUUCAAAAAUGGCGUCGACCAACUCGACCGUGGAACGGGCAAGAACAAGGCUUUUUCCGAUGAUUUGUUGGCCAAUUAUACGGAGUGGAUAAAGACGCCACCGCCGGCGGUUCAACGACGCUAUGGACGAUACAAGAAAAAGAAUGAGUGUUGUGACGAUAGCGCCCGAGAUUUAAAGAUGAAUCCCGUUCUCGCCUUCGAGUAUCUAUUCUUCGCUGUCUUUGGCCAAACUACCCACAGCGAGCUCAAAGUCGAGACCAUGCAGCCCGAAUGGACCUCGGUCCUCUUUAAACUCGCUUUUGGAGUUUAUAUGUUGGUCUCAGUAGUGGUGUUAAUUAAUCUGCUUAUCGCCAUGAUGAGCGACACCUACCAGAGGAUUCAGGCACAGUCUGACAUUGAAUGGAAAUACGGACUCAGUAAACUGAUCCGAAACAUGCACAGAACGACAACCGCGCCAUCGCCGCUCAAUCUAAUGACAACUUGGAUCGUCUACUUCAUCAAAUUGUGUAAGCAACGAGCUGCCAAAAGAAAGCGACCGUCGCUGGUCCACAUGAUGGGCCUCCAGCGGACCGGACGUUUGUCACCGCGUUCGAAAAUGGGCGCUAAAUGGUUGGCUCGAGUGAAGAAGGGGCAAGUGCGUCCCAAGGACAGCGUGACUCUGUCGGUCGUACAUUUGAGUCCGUUGGGCAGCCAAUUGUCGUUCAACAGCGCACUCAGAAUCGAGAGCGUCGUCGACUGGGACUCGAUUAGAAAAAAAUAUUUAAUUUUGACGGGAAACGAACCGGAAAAGGAGCCCGAUAAGGACGAGAAAGAGGACGAUAACGAUAACGAAGACGAGAUGGGAGCUGGGCCGACAGCCUCCAACGCAUCGACGGUUCCAGCGACCGCAUCGACUCCUCCAGUUUGAUUGAACUCUUUUUCGAGCUAAAUAACUAGACUUAAGGACGCAGAGGAAAGAAAAAAAAGAGGGAAAACGAAAAAACUUGUGUUCAAAAUACAAAAUUCAAGAAAAACUUUAUUCGCAUAUGUUAGAAAUGCUUGAACGAUCCUCGAGGCGAAAAAAAGUGCAAAAUCUGGAGAUGAUAGAAUGUGGAAUCGUCGCGUCGCGAGGAAGAAACCUGAACAAGGAAGACUAAAAAAAGAUAUUGUGCCAGAGCUUUGUAAUGUGAGAUUGGUGAGAAGAUUCGCCAAUUCCCGAAACCAGUAGAGUUAUCAUAUGUAAGUAAUCGAUUAACAUUAUUGGGAGGAAACUUGACGGAAUAAAUCAAGUGUUUCGUGGACUUUGAUCGUUAUGACGAAUUGUAUUUUUACGCUAUUUUUGUAAUAGAUUUUAAGCAACACGGGCUCGUACAAAUUUUACAGCCUCGGAAGCAUGCGAUGCGAUUUUGUAUUUUUUUUUUUUGGAAAAUGUAUUUUGCAUUUUUUCAAAGAACAACGUUUUUUGUACAUUUUUUCAUAGAAAGUAUGGAGAUGGACGAUAUUGAAAGGAGAAUCAUUGACGCAAUGGCGAUUCGUCUCUAGAGAGAAAUUAAAAAAUUAAUCAUUCGCUUUAACUGCGACAAAAGUGUGUUCGAGAUCGUCCAUCACUGAUUAAAUUUAUGGUCGCAAGAUCGCCUGAGCUUCGAAAAAUCAUUAUCGCAAGCGAAUGCAUUUGUCGAACGUGUAGCACGUUGAAACCAUUCGUGAGUGAGAUUAGUUUUAAUUCGGAUCAAUAGAAUUAGAAAUGAACGAUAUUGCAGAGGAAAACAUUCGAAAAGUUCACUCCUUGGUGUAUCCAAUGUUUUCCCUCUUUAUUUCUCGUCACAGACGAGACAGCGGAAGAUGCAUGUGCGCAGGGAAUCGAAAAAAUGAAAGAAUCCGGGACGAAAAUGACGCAAGUACCUGAGAAACUUGAGCACUGUAUCAAAAUUGCGAAACGGAAUGAAACGGGAAAGGAGCUGUGCAUCCGAAUGUUCUUUUUUGUGUCACGACAUAGACCUGGCCUCAUAGAAAUUAGAUAUGAACAUUCGUUCGUCAGAGAGAAAAAAAAACUAGGCGAAUCGAAGCGUGGAAAUUCGCUGGAAAAUCGUUGUUUCUUGAUUGUUUUUUUUUUUUUUUUGCUAGAAACAAUUGAAUAGUUCGUGAGAACAAAGCAAUAUAGUGAAUUGCGUAGCUAUGGCAUGAUCCUGCGGGACCAAAAAAAGGAACUGUGCACGAUGAUGAGAAGAGAAGAAUGUUUUUUUAUUAUUAUUAUUUUUUUUCGUUUUUUUUUUUUUUUUUUACU
Venturia canescens is the source of this 7388-nucleotide messenger RNA. It is a transcript of the gene nompC, whose product is annotated as serine/threonine-protein phosphatase 6 regulatory ankyrin repeat subunit A-like. Gene Ontology annotation, molecular function: calcium channel activity; protein binding. The record is from RefSeq and is a predicted model, not a curated record. NCBI's taxonomy places the organism in Eukaryota, Metazoa, Arthropoda, Insecta, Hymenoptera, Ichneumonidae. The transcript has 14 exons. Gene Ontology annotation, cellular component: ciliary inversin compartment; membrane. Bases 777 to 6032 code for a protein of 1751 amino acids. Gene Ontology annotation, biological process: protein localization to ciliary inversin compartment; calcium ion transmembrane transport.